AAUAUUAAUAUUGAUAAUGGGUAUGAUGUCAAUUUCCAGUCCCCUCUCUUCUCUUCUCAUCUGUUUUAUCUAGAAAAUUGUAAGACAAGAUGAAAACAUCAAACACAGACCCCUGACCUGACUCAUCAUUCUCCAAAUCUUUCUUAUUGACUAACACAACAUACCAUGCAAUCUCUUCUUGUUUAUAGAUACUAUACUACAAACAAGACUCUAAGCAACCUUCAUUUCUUUUUACUUGGUCGUUCCCAGGUGCAGAGUCCAUUCUUCUUGUAAAUAUUCAAAGCAGCUAUGAGUUUUAUGAUUUGCUUCUAUCCUGCUCAUUCUCCAGCUCUGUUUUCCUCUGUUUCUUGCUUCGAAUCAAAUUUACAUUUCGAAUAAACUAAUGAGCGUCAGAAGGCUGUUUAUUUCUUGUAGUUGUUUUAGUUCUCGAAACACAGGUUUGGUUAAUGAGUGCUUGCAUUACAAGAUGAGUUCUUUCUUGGCCAUUGGCUGGUUCUCCCUCUCCACUCUUUUGCUUCCUCUGUUUGGCAUCGUGUUUUCGUAUAUUUUCAGGUUAACAAGGAAGCAUAGCUCUAUGAAUUAUAGUUCUAGCUUUAAUUAUGUGAAAGAAGAGAAUAAUAUUGAUGAUUCGGAAAAUGAUGGGCUUUUUAAGGAUGGGAAUUCUGAUUUCUGUUUACGAUUUAAAUUCCCUACUUAUGAAGAAUUUAGUAGGAGUGAGUAUGACAGCUGCAAUCUUAUAAGUUUUGAGGAGAAACCCUCUUUGAGUUCUCGUAAGUAUGAAUUUACGCCUACAGAAAGUGUUAGCGGUUUUGUUGAUGAGAUGGAGCCUAGUAGAUAUAAAGUUGAAAGGGUAAACGCAGAGAUGAAAAGUUGUUCUUUUGGAAAUGGUGAAGUGAAAGAAGAUGAGUUAUGGUUGGAUAGGGUUAUUAGUUCGCUUUAUGUAGAAGCUGAGUCUGAUCAUAAAGAAGGAUACAAGGUGAAAGGAGAUGAGUUGCUGUUGGACAGGGUAAUUAGUCCACUUCAUGUAGAAGCAGAUUCUGAUGAAAAGGAAAUACACAAGGGUUCAACUGAUGGUUUGAGUGUGGAACAUGUAAUUAAGGAUAAUGAUGCCCCGGAAGUCAUGGGAGAUGAGGAGAACCUGAUUAGUGAAAAAGAUAAGUCUGAUGCAUGUGAUGAGGAGGAGGAACCUUCAUCCAUGGAUAAUGGGUUCUUGGAGGCAUUUAGUUCGAAUGAUGUGCAUACAUUUAAAAGUCAUUUAGUUGAUUCGUGUAAUAAUGGUUUUUUAUCUGAUGGAGAAUUUGGAGGAACUUUUGUACUUGAUCAUAUGAUGGACUUGGAUGAGCACAAGGAAGAAUCAGACAUGAAAAUGAAAGAGUUGGAUAAAGAAAAUCAAGAAUCCGAGGAUUUGGGUGAGGAAGAUAGUGAUAUUGUUAAAGAGCUCAGAAUUUUUGAAGAAGAAAGUUUGCAACCUUCACAUAAGUUCAAAUAUAAUUUUCUUUCUGAGAAACAUUUUGGUGAACAACUGGAAAGUAGUGGCAGAAGAGAUCAUAACUACAUCAAGGGCUCAGGUAAAUUGGCUAGUCCUGGAUUGAAGAAUGACUCGGUUAUGGAUUCUGAUCAGGAUACCAAUAAACUUGAAACAUUGUGGGAACAUCAAGAUUUGAUUGAGCAGUUGAAAAUGGAGCUUAAAAAGGUGAGAGCUACAGGGCUUCCCACUAUACUAGAAGAAUCAGAAUCACCAAAGAUAAUAGAGGAUUUGAAGCCAUGGAAAUUCGAUGACAAGUUCCACCAUGACAAUCCAAUGGGGGAACUUCACAAAUUCUACAAGAGCUUCAGAGAAAGGAUGCGAAAAUUUGAUAUCUUGAAUUACCAGAAGAUGUAUGCAAUAGGUUUUUUGCAGCUUAAAGAUCCACAUCAAUCAAUUUCAGUGGAAAAAAGUUCCGCUGUGGACAUUACAACGUCGCUUUGGGAAAAUUUAUACAUGUACAAAAGCAAAAAACAUGAAACUGACCCGACAAAGAAAUUCAUAAAAGAACUGCAGAGUGAUUUGGAACUGGUUUAUGUUGGCCAAAUGUGUCUUUCAUGGGAAAUUCUACAUUGGCAAUAUGAGGUGGCUUUGGAUCUUUGGGAAUCUGAUCCUCGUGGUAUACAUCGCUACAAUGAAGUGGCUGGAGAGUUUCAACAGUUCCAAGUGCUUAUUCAACGGUUUUUAGAGGAUGAAUCCAUUGAAGGAUCGCGAGUCCAAAACUAUGUUAAGCAUCGCUGUGUUCUGCGUAACCUGCUUCAAGUUCCUAUCAUAAGAGAGGACAUCUCAAAGGACAAAAAGAAAUCAAGAACGAGCAAAAGAGAUGAAUAUUCCAUUACCAGUGAUAUGCUAGUGGAGAUCGUUGAAGAAUCAAUACGAAUCUAUUGGCGUUUCAUUCGUGCUGACAAGAACUGCAGUACUGCCAUAUUGAAAAGCCGGAAGGGACAGACUGAACUUCAAGACCCUGCAGACUCUCAAACAUUCAGAGAGGUCCAAAAAGAUUUCAAGAAGAAAGAUAGGAUGCUAAAGGAUCAGAUUAGAAGCGGUAACUGCAUACUAAAGAAAUUAAAGAAAUGUAGAGAAGAUGAUGCUGAAGAUCAAGUACUCAUUUUCUUCUCUCAAGUAGAUAUGAAGUUGGUGUCGAGGGUGUUAAACAUGCAGAGACUAACAGCAGAUCAACUGGCCUGGUGCAGAAAUAAAUUGAACACAAUCAGUUUUGUAAAUAGGAAGAUACAUGUAGAACCCUCAUUUUGUCUUUUUCCAUGUUAAGUUUGAUAGAUAUGUAUAAACAUUAUGAGUUGAUCAUAAAAGUUUGGAAUAGUCUAAGAGGUACCAUUGUUAUUAA
Molecule: messenger RNA, 2870 nt
Organism: Daucus carota subsp. sativus
Lineage: Eukaryota; Viridiplantae; Streptophyta; Magnoliopsida; Apiales; Apiaceae
Exons: 6
Coding region: 383-2794 (803 amino acids)
Source: RefSeq, a predicted model, not a curated record